UGGAGUUCGUACUUCAACAUGAUAUAAGACUGGCAACAGCGAAACAGAAUGAUUAAGUGAACGCACUCACAUUCAAGGAUAGAAUCGUUUUCUCAGCAAACACAACAAUGAAGAUAUUGGCAGCUGUUGUUCUGUGUUUAGUUCUGGUCGGCGCUGCCGUAGCUGAUGGUGAAGCCGAUAAUGCAACAGAACAGUUGCAAGCUGAAAUUGACAGUGCUUUGAGUGUUAUUUGCGAGUUCUACGAAACUGGUCUAGCCACACGCGGAGACCUGGCCAAAAGAGGAUGGUUCAGCAACUUAGUUAGAUUUGUAGCCCCUAUCAUAAGGUGGUGGUUUUUUGGAAAGAGAACAUCCGAUACGCUGCCAAUGGAUCAAGCCAGGAAUGUUGCAUUGAACGGGGUUUUCAACACAAAAGACUCCGAUGGCGAAUCAAAAUUACCUAAGCUGAGAAAAUGGUGGCAGGAUGUGAAAGGGGCGUACAAGUCUAAGAGAUCUGAGCUGACUGACGCCUGCGAUGCUGAGUUCAAGAACUUUGCAGAAAAGGUCGACUUCCUCAGCAUUCUUGUGGACAUCGCAGAGACUGUCAUGUGCGGGCAGUAAGCUAUUAGAGGUGGACAGUUG
Molecule: messenger RNA, 620 nt
Organism: Physella acuta
Lineage: Eukaryota; Metazoa; Mollusca; Gastropoda; Physidae
Source: RefSeq, a predicted model, not a curated record